AUGUGGUGGUGGAGGAGUGGUGGUCAAACACGUCCACAGGGGGUUCACAUGGCGCCCACUACGGGUGGAGGUGGGUGGGUACUUGGGAACCGACUACCGAGUGAGUUACUGGGUAUGCGUGCGUUGCAUCCUCCACCUCGCUGGAUGUGA
Messenger RNA from Prunus armeniaca (apricot), 150 nucleotides. The record is from the annotation of a GenBank genome assembly. Lineage: Eukaryota; Viridiplantae; Streptophyta; Magnoliopsida; Rosales; Rosaceae.